Molecule: messenger RNA, 2604 nt
Organism: Gloeophyllum trabeum ATCC 11539
Lineage: Eukaryota; Fungi; Basidiomycota; Agaricomycetes; Gloeophyllales; Gloeophyllaceae
Exons: 4
Coding region: 343-1725 (460 amino acids)
Source: RefSeq, a predicted model, not a curated record
GAGCGGCCAUGGGUUGGACGAGUUCCCAGCUGCAAUCGCAACGCCGUCCUUGAGCUUGUCGUCGCUGCUGCUGCCUCCGCUGCCGCCGCCGUCGUCGCUGUCCCCGCCGUACAGCACGGGCCUCUUGGAUCUAUCGGCCUUGCCCUCGAUACCCAGAUAAUGCACCUUAGACCCCUACUACACCUCCCAAUUAGUACUAUAUCGCUCCACCGCUUGUCGUCAUUUCUUUCCUGCUAAACUUGCGGCAUACCGUCCUCGUAUUUCGGUCUCGCUGCUGCUAGAGCUUGUGCGACUUAUAUUCUAUUCGCUUCGUCGGCUGCGUUCGUGCUGCCUGACCGACCUAUGUCGCCCCGAGCAACAUACGAACCUCCUUGGCCCGCACAGACGCCCCCUCCACCCGAACCCUCUUCAUCCUCCUCGUCACCGAAAAGAAAGCGCCGGAGACUGUCUGUAGAGGAGCAGCCCACAAAACGACAGAUAGCUGACCAGUCAGAAGUUUCUCAAGCACUGCAGAAUUGCUCAAACCAGGGCAACGACGUGUUUUCCUGUUUCCCCGAUGGACAGACAGUGGUCCCACAACACGAGUACUGCUACUUCGUCUGGAAUAGCAAGCUUCCGUACUGGCAAUAUACGGACAGCGUUGACGUGUACCUGUUCCACGCCGACACUAACCAGCCGGUGACCUCUCUGCUCAACCAGCCUAAUUCUUGGGAACGGACAGGCAGAACUUCGCUACAGGUGAACGACCAGUGGUUCGGUGAGAGAGGAAGAGCAUGGGACAACAGUCCAAUAUCAUACCCUUUCUACUGGGCGGUCGUGAGCGCCGGCGGGUCCCCAGUGUCGUUACCAUACUCUCCAGCAACCUUCACCGCAGUCCAGACAACAUACCUAGACGUUGUUGCGUCGUCUCUAAGCUCCGCGUCUUCAGCAUCUGCUGCGUCCUCAUCGCGUGCAGCAGAGUCGUCCAGGUCUGCGUCAUUAACUUCCGGGGUCUCAGCUGGAGCAAGUCCAACCGGUUCUGGCUCUGGAUCUGGAACAAUACCCUCGAACAGCUCCGGAGGUGCAGGCCCUCGCGGGAGCGGCUCCGCAGGCGACGGCGGCGGAAAUGUACAGGCUGGGGCCAGUAGCUCAUUCCCUCACGGCGCCAUCGCCGCAAUCGUGGUGCUUGGGUUCCUGGCUCUUGUAGCUUCUGGGAUCCUUAUAUUCCUGAUCAUGCGGCGAAUGCGCGCACGGCGAGCGAACGCCAACCGCACAUCCAUGGGCUCUGAAUCGCCUAUGAUGGCGAAUGUUGGAGGCAUGGGUGGUCCUCAAUCGCCGCUUCUGGGUGAGGCUGGCCUGGCUGCCGCAGGCAUGGGCGCUGGUGCUGCUGCAGGAGCUGCGUCUUCCAUUCACCACGAACACCCACCAUCAGUUGCUCCGGACGACGGCGCGUCUACGAUAUCCCAGGCGCACUCAGCAAGCGAACCCGUUCCGUUCUCGGGUGCAGAUGCCGCAAUCAUGGCGGACGCUUUCCGGAAAGCAUUGCGGAAACCCGACUUUGCAGGGAGGCCCGUAGAAGAGGGAGAAAGCCCGGAAGCUAAUAAUGGAAGCGGAAGGAACUCGGAGCUAUUGAACCGGGAGUUGGCAGAAGAAGGAAGGGACAUCCGAAGUGUCAGUUCCUCGAGAGGGGUGCGGGUGGAAACACUCAGCGAUGCAGGUGAUACAGCACAGGAUAAUCCGCAUUGAUGGUCAUGGGCUUCCUGGUUGUUAGUGCGUGCUACACGUGUCCUCUUGCUUUUACGCUUUCCUUCUUCGCUUUUACUGGGCGUCACUGUGUAUGGGUCCUCGUGCAGUCUGUGUUGUCAGCGUCAUAUCAUCCCUUUGUCACAUUCGUCGCAUCCUCGUCCUCCGCUUCCAACUUGACUUUAUUCGCUUCCUUCGCUCAUGCAUUAUACCGCGGUCUCAUUUAUCUUCCUCCCCGGGAUCAGCUGCUUGCCAUAUCCGUUUCCUAUCUUGGCCACGGACCAGCUUCACAGUACGUUACAGUACUGAAUCUUUUUAAAUCUCCGGACAUUGUUUUCUCAUUCAAGUAUAUUUUUUAUGUAGUCUCAAUGUUCCUGUCGCGCGUGUUUUCUGUUGCCCACUCCUGUCCCCCUCAUAAUGUAUGAGGGUUCCCUCCCAUUCCUUCGGCGCUUCUGUCACAUUUACCCCUCCGCGACCGUCGUCAGUCUCGCCGCCCUUCUCCCCUCACCUUCCCGCUUCUCGUGCCCGGCCUUGGUCCUCGUUGUCCCAGGCGGACGGAUGACAUCUGACGUGGCUCCACUCGUACCUGAUCUCGUCUUUUCUACCGACUUAUCCCAUUCGCCUUGAUCCUGUCUCACGUUGUCGCCCUCCAUACGGACACCGCCCCACCUCCAACUGGUCGCGCCGGUUUCACGAGAAACUGCGCGGCGUUUCCACGUUCGUUACUAUUUAUGUGGUUCUAUGCUGAGCGCGGCGCUGGGAAGAAGAGACUUAUAGUACAUUCCAUCCCCCCACGUAUGACAUUCUAUAAUGACCAUUUGUACUCUUUUCCGGAUCAAUCGAGUCGUUCCAAGUCGGCGAAUUUGCUGGAUUCGACACGGU